UGGAGGUAAACAACAUGGCGGAAAGACAAAGUGACGUAUAAUAACGUUCGACUCGAAAAACACACUCAGAAAACACUCAAAAUGGCAUCGUCUUACUUCCCAGGCUCGGGGGAUAUCAUUAAUCUCAAUGUUGGUGGACAGAGAUUUAGCACAUCCAGACAUACACUCACGUGGGUUCCCGAUACAUUUUUUACAUCACUUCUGUCGGGCCGAAUCUCAACUUUGAGGGAUGAAUCAGGGGCUAUUUUCAUUGACCGAGACCCCUCCCUCUUCAGCACAAUCCUUAACUAUCUCCGCACUCGUGAUCUCAACAUAUCCAUCGUUGAUAUCAGUGCAUUAAGACAUGAGGCGGAAUAUUACGGCAUUGCUCCCCUAGUGAAACGGCUGAUGCUCUGCCAAGACCUGCACCAUUCAUCGUGUGGGGACGUCCUUUUCUGUGGAUACCUUUCACCUCCAAGCAUUCCAAUCCAGGAGCCUCCCACCCCGUCCAUCUCUGACAGCCAAAACAGGGCCACAGUCAAUGCAAACAACAGUCCAGGUGGAGUCGUGCGUCUCCCGGAGGCACCUGCAGCGAGUGGGGGGGUUCCAGGGCCAGGAGGUGGAGCUGUGGCUGUCCCGAGGCCAGGCCAUUCACGCAAUUCCUCCCUGGACAUGCGCCAUAAUCCCCAGAUAGUUGGGCAAGGUCUCCACAAUAAUGCGUAUCCUGGCCAUAUUUCACGAAGUUCAAGCGACCUCCGCAGCCAUGCGGCUCGGUCACACUCUCGCACACCGUCAAUGGAUCUACGGCACUCACGCAACUCUUCUGCUGAUUUGAACAAGUUCUUCAAAACAGAGAUUGGUGUUCUGAAUAAUGUUGGGCCUCCAGGUUCAAGUUGGGUCGACCCGCUUCGCGUGCGGAUGGUCAAAGCCCACCACAACUGGAUCCUUGUAGCAUACGCACAUUUCGUCACUUGUUACAGUGCUGUCAAUCGCUGGAACAAAGAUAGCACAGGCUGGCAGCUAGCUUUCACAUCCCCACACAUUGACCAGCUGAUUGAGCGCGCAGCUUUAAAUGCUAAGCUGUCUCCUCCCAGCCAAGGGGGUGAGGCGGGCCAGAAAAUGCUCGCCAUUUCCUACACUUCACACAUAAGGUUGUGGGGCAUCUCAGAGGAUGGGACGCGGAAUGACAUCGGCACCUUCAACCUGGGAGUACCUGUGGAGUAUCUGUUCUUCAUUGGGUCGCAGCUGGUGGCUCUGUCCUCAGUGGGGAAGAUUGGGGUGUGGCAUGCCAUGACCCAGCACUGGCAGAUCCAGGAGGUCCUGCCCAUUGCCUCCUUCGACACAGCUGGCUCCUUCCUCCUCCUUGGAUGCACUAAUGGUUCAAUCUAUUAUAUAGACAUGCAGAAAUUCCCACUGCGAAUGAAGGACAAUGACCUCCUAGUCACAGAACUCUACCACGACCCGUCCAAUGAUAUUAUCACAGCUAUCUCAGUGUACCUCACUCCAAAGACAAACGUGUGCGGGAACUGGAUUGAAAUCGCUUAUGGAACAAGCUCCGGAACAGUGCGUGUGAUUGUCCAGCAUCCAGAGACAGUUGGCCAUGGACCACAGCUCUUCCAGACUUUCACUGUUCACAGAUUUCCUGUAACCAAGGUCACUCUCUCAGAGAAGCUCCUUAUUAGUGUUUGCAGUGAAUACAACCAUGUUCGCACUUGGUCUGUUACAAGGUUUAGGGGCAUGAUCUCUACUCAGCCUGGGUCAACGCCUCUCUCUUCUUAUAAGAUUCUUACAAUUGAUGAAGUAGAUCCCAAUAUAUAUUAUGCCAUUGCUAAUGAUUGUGGGCCUUAUGGUGAGCAAGAUGAUGAACAAGUGUUUAUCCAAAAGGUAGUCCCAGACACUGACCAGCUCUUUGUUCGCCUAGCAAGCAAUGGGAAAAGAGUAUGUGUCAUUAAGUCAGUGGACAACACAACCAUUAGUGGCUUUUGUGUGCACGAGUGUGAGGGAAGCAGCCGCAUGGGCUCGAGGCCGCGCAGAUACAUAUUCACAGGCCAUUCAAAUGGGGCAAUACAGAUGUGGGACCUGACCACGGCCUUGGAGCUGUGCAAUAAAGGUAGUGAUGCAGGCUUGGGCAUCAAUGGAGGCCCCGAACCAUCUGAGCUUCUCCGCCUGCUGGACGUGUGUGACUUGAGUAAUUCCUCGUGCACAACGCCGUGUCUUUCUCCCUCACCCCUCACCCCAGCCAAUGCCCCCCCCCCCACCAACGCCCAUACCCCAACACAGGCCACCUCCACCACACCUCCGGCCCCUCCCACCUACAGCAGCCCAGUGCAAGCUAUCUAGCAAGCCCCUCGACAAGCAGCAGUCCCCAGCCACACCAGGGCCCCCUCCUCAAGCCAGCCAAUGUUGCAUUCCUCUCCCAUAGUCAGAGCACAUCAACCCGGGGAAAUCAGGCCAACUCCUCCAAUGAAGACGAAGAUGAGGGCACGGCUUGUUGAUGGUUCAAGACCGAUAUUGUGGCGAUUGUGGCCGAGAAGAUCAGUACGUGAGUGUUUUACCAAGAGGCAGUGAGAGUGCCUUGUGUGGAAGAGGAAAAUUCACUAUGUGGGGAUCCAUGGUGUAUAUAUCCAUUGAUGGGGAUUCGUACUAGUGGGGCUGAUUUUCCAAUGUAUUCUCUUCAUUGGAGUGGAGGGCAGAUUGUGAAGCAGUGUUUAGUAUCUAUUACCCCAUUCAGGAAGUUGUGACUAGACAAGAGCUAAAAUGGUGGGUGUAAGACAAGACCAUUUUUUUUAUACUUGGGAAAUAGGGGUUUUCAGCUGAGGGUUCAGAGUCACAGUAAUUACAAAUUGUCAUAUUUUGGUCUCAUUUCAUAACAGAGUAAUAGACAGAUGGUGCAUAUGUUUCAGAUGUUAUUUAGUGACAUUUUACCAUUUCCAUUAUGCAUGCAUGCAAAAGAAAUUAGAUAAUGAGUCAUUAGCCAUAAUGAAUGAAAUCAUGGUCACAAAGCAGCAUGUUCUCUUAGUAAUAGGUCCAAGGUCACACCUUUUAAUUUAGAGAAUGUUUCAGCAUAGGUAUCAUCUGUUUAUCUUUUCUUUUUUAUAUGAUUCAUACCAAUUUUUUACAGAUUCUUGAAAAUACUAUGAAAUAUUCUCAAGCAGGGGAGGUUGUACAGUCAAGCAAAUAAGUGACUAAGCAAAAUUCAGAAACUUUUAGUUAAAACACAGAGGUGUCUGGUAACUGGAAUCAUUCAUGAAUAAAUAAGGAAAUGGUAUGACAGAAUUGCUUGUUAAUUUUAAAAGUACAUGUACCAUUUUAAUGGUAUGAAAGUGGAAUUCUUCUCCCAAUGAUUUUAGGUUGGCAUAUUUUUCUUCAAGUUUUACACAAUUAUUAGCUUUAUUUUAAUAUUAUAUUGUUUUUUACUCUUUUUUUAUUUACCAAUAUGAAUAUAACAUACUCAAGCUUUCCCAUGCUUUUAUCAGUUUUCAAGAAAUUUUAAAGGAUGGUCUAUAUAAUUAAUUCAGACACAUUGUUAACUCUGUCUGCUUUUAUGCAGUGUAUGAAUAUUGUAAAUUUAAUUUUAUUAUUGAUGCACACUGAAAAAGCAUGCUAUCUUGUAUCAAAAUAAAGGACACAAAACUAGCCAUCCACUAAAUAAUUCUCAAUUAUCCAUACAGAUAAUCAGGUGUCCCAUGAUAUUUUGUACUUACUCAUCCAAAAUCAGUUUGCAUUCACUUUAUCUUAUUGAAGUAUGAUGGUUAAGGUUUUAAGCAUGAAUAAAUAAUUAUAUAGCCAUAUUUUUCAUGAUAAACUUCCCUUUAUAGUGUUGUAGGAAAAUGUGCAAUGAAGUAAAGUUGCCAAAUGAUACUUCUUUUGAAUGAAAAUCAUUGUACAUCAUGCAGUCACUUAUUUGGCCAACUGUAUAUUUAAGUAUUAGAAAGUUUGAUUAUUCACAAAUAGCUUUAUAUAUAUCAUUGGUGAAUAUUCAGAACUUUGAUGUUGCAUUGCAAAUACUAAGCACAGGCAUCAAACUGACUAUUUACAUUAUACCACUCAUUAUUUACAUAAUCACAUGAAUGCUUUACAGUACCAUUACUUGUAGUCAUUACAAUGAUCAUCUUUUUUUUAAUGAUUAUAAGCCAGAUAUUUAUAUAGAUGUACUGGACUACUCAUUCAUUUAUUAAUUUCCAGAUGUCUGGACCUUUUAUAUUUGUUCACAUUUUUAUUUACCAUUUAGGGAAAUAGCAAAAUGCAUUGGGUGUUGGUUCGUUGGUCACAGAGGCAUUAAUGAUGCAGGGAAAUGCACAUGGGUCAUUAUUUAGCGUAGAAAGAUCCACUAUCAGUUACAAACAACUACUAAAUCAAAUCCGUCUAGUAUAUAGCCGUAGCCCGCAGCCUUCAAAAGUAUAAAUGAACAUUCAAAAGUUCAAUCACCCUUGAGAUUCUUUACAAAGAGAAUGAAUGUGUUGGAUAUGUGUGUUUCUUAGUAUUUGUGUAUUCAUGUGAUAUACAUAUACUGUAUAUCUGCAGUAUAUAUGCACAAGAGUAAAUGCCAAAUGAUAUGAUUACAUGUACAAGAAUAUGAUAUCUGCAAACAUAAUGGAAGUUGCAUUUCUUCUAUUUGUAUGUCAGCCAAUGAGAAUUUAGCAUGUGUUAACGUUAUAUAGUCCUUUGAACUCCACUUUUCCAAGCCAGAGGAACAAGCACAUGCCACAGUUCCCAGUGCAAAGAGGGACAAGACUAAAACUAUUCAGAUGUUUGAAAGGAGAAUUCCAAGUACAGUAUUUUAGCGGUUCACAUAUUAUUUAACACGGGGAUAUGUAGACCUCCCUUAUAACACUCAGAGGCAAAUAGUAAUGUCUGUCAAAUUCACCUUUAUGUGAAAGAUUCAUUUUUUGUAUUCAAGCUGGUAUAGUCUUGCACAGCUGUCAAGUGCCAAAUGUUAGAGUGCUUAUGCUUGAUAGACAGUAGUUUGGCGCAUAUAGGAAGAUACUUGUAGGGAAAGAGGCAUUUACCCAUCAAAGUUGUGAUUUUAAGCUGCAGAAGUGAAAGACUGUUAUCCAUUCCUGGUUCUGCCUUUCAUUUGUAAGAAAAUUAAGGGUAACAUAGCUGUUGCCACUCUUGAAAGGUAGUUUUUUCCUGUUCAUGCAUUAGGAGAUUAUGACUUUCACUCUGAAUUCAUGAUUGUUCCAUAGUAUUUCUUUCCAUGGAGGUGCAGAAAUCAUCUAGGGAAAUGAAAGUGGUAAGAAAGAGAAAAGAGAAGCAUACAUAUACACUUAUCUGACAAGAUUGCACACUUGUAAUUUGUUGACUUUAGAGAUUAUGUAUUGUGCAUCGAGAUGUAUAUAUUUACCAUACACUUUUACCACCUUGAUAUACAGGCAGUCUGUGAUGUUGCAGCACUAAAACUUAAUGUCUGCCUCUUUCUAUGUAAAAAAUUUACAUAUACACAAGGAAUAACAGAAGAUAUUACUGCAAGGAAUGUGGACCCUCCAGUUCAAGAAAUAUAUUAUUUUUCCUUUUUAAGUCUUUAUAUGCCAAAAGGAAUUUAAAGUUGAUUUAAAGAGAGAGAGAGAGAGUGAUUUUGAAAUAUGUUUUGAAAGUCACCAUGUCAGAAGUAAAUUUUUGAGGAAAAUUGCAUAGAAGUUUAUCUGAAAAGCUCUCUCUAGAUAGAUCAGUGGAAAAAUGUAGGUAAGAAAAGUAGAUGCAUUUCCAUGACAGUCUGGUGGGAUGGCAUUUGCACUUAUCCUACACUAUGUGUUUGUCUUUCAUAAGGACUAUGUUGCUAUGGCUUUAAGGUUAAACAUAGUUGGGCAUUUCUUCUUCCAGUUUCAAUAUCUAUUCCAUACUGUUGCCUUUUUUCCCAACUUUUUUCUCACAUGUUACUCUAUUUUUCUUUUUCUUGUUUAGUCUCUUGAUCUCACUCUCUGGUGUAUUUCCUUGUUUUGGAACAAAUAACUGUUAAGAGAAAUCAGAAAUUAGGGCAUGUGAGAUACAAUAUCACUAUGACUGUAAGUACUGUUGUAGUAACUAGAAAGAAGUCAUUGUGAAUUUUCCCAUUUACCUAUGAUAUAUGAACACAAUGCGCUCUAUGUAAAUAUUUAAAUCUUUGAGCUAUAACGUUUUUUCUUCUCUCUUUCUUUCUCUUAUUUGUCUCAUUAUUUUUGUUUUGUAAGUUAAUCUUACCUUAUAUAUUGCACUAUAUUCGGGAUAUUAAAGGUCAUAAUUGGUAUGCAUAGCAGCACAUGUCUGUAAUACAUGUCUCUUUGUAUGACAUGCUUUGAAUAAUCAUAAUGUAGCAAAUGAAUAUUUGUUGAGGAACUACCAUUUUCUAAUGUGUUUUUCUAUUAUUAUUGUAAGCUAAGAGGUGAAAUCAGUAAAUGGUAUGAUUAAUAGGUUACACUUAUUUGAAGGUACACAAAUAUGUUUAAGAAGAAAUACCAAAACAAACUAAAACUUGUAGUUUUAAGAAGGAAUAGCUAAUUUAGGAGUGGAAAUUUUAAGGAUGAAACCCAGAGAUGAGACUUUAAUGGAGGAAACUUGACAUAUUUGUCUUUCAGAUAUUUUAAGGCAGGAUCCAUGUUGUAUUUAUUACAUGAUGGAAGUUUUCUGUAUAUACAUUUUCUUUUCUUCCUCUCCUUCUUCAAGUAUGCUUUCACAUAACUCCGUUUCCUCCUCACUUUUCUAAUCUUUAUUUUCAGAAUAUGGAAGUUUAAUUGGGUAUGCAAAAGAGAAGUGCAAUAAAUGUUUUAUUUUUAAUUUAGGAGUUUAAAUUUUGAGAUGACAGUGAUACUAAAAGUUUAGGGUAGUCGGAUGAAAUGUUUAAACCAUAUAUAUUUAGCAGAUUUUGUUCUUGUUUUAUUUAUUAUUUUUUCAAGACCAGUUUCAUUUGGAAACUAGCAUUGUGAUUUAUUUCAGUGUAAUUUUUUCAGGAUUUUCUUGUUUGCUUUACUGCAAGUUUAUUUUGAUAUAAUUCAUUAGCAUUAACAUGAUCUCUUCUACAUAUUGUAAGACAUAUCACACUAUAUUUAGAAUAGAUAAUUUUUGUCUGGUCGUCUUAUGUGUAUUUUCAGUAUUAAUUUACAUUUUAAUAAGCAUUUAUUAGAUGCUGUUACACAUUUCUCUUUUCUUUUUACUUCUCAUCAGUUAAUGGAGCUUUAAAUGUUGAGCCAUUUUCUUUGUUAUUUUGUAAGUUAACAGCAAAUGCUUUGUUUUUAUAUGAAACAUUAUUUUACAUCAGCUCAAAAUAUGGUGUUAUUUUACUCAAGGUUCAAUAUUUUUUUCUGUUUUAAUAAUCAUUAUUCAUUUCCUUGGUAUGAAUGUAAUCUUUAUUCAGAAAUUAUUAUUAUUAAUAUUUUAAUGGUAUAAUUGGUUUUUUUUUCUUUACAUAUAUGGAUUACAUGUAAAACAGGGUAAUACAUUUGUUAAUUUCACAAGUGGAAUAACUAAAGAAGCCUAAAAGGAUAGGUUUUAUGUUGUAGUGUAAACUUCUUGUUAUUUGUAUAAUUUAUGAAAGGUUUUGUACUGUAUAUAUAUUUUUUCUUUGUUAUAAUGAGUAAAAAAUUAUUUCACUGGA
Penaeus monodon (black tiger shrimp) is the source of this 7549-nucleotide messenger RNA. RefSeq names its product BTB/POZ domain-containing protein KCTD3-like. The coding region runs from base 82 to 2319 and encodes 745 amino acids. Gene Ontology annotation, molecular function: protein binding. NCBI's taxonomy places the organism in Eukaryota, Metazoa, Arthropoda, Malacostraca, Decapoda, Penaeidae. The transcript has 15 exons. The record is from RefSeq and is a predicted model, not a curated record. Gene Ontology annotation, biological process: protein homooligomerization.